AAAUCAGUUGCUUCAUAUGUCUGCUUAGUAAACAGAGUCCAUUGAUUCUAACGAAACCAAACCCACAAAAAGCAUCACUUCUUCACUCUCCCCACCAAGCGUUCGAUGAAAAUUCCAGACCAAACAAUGCAGUACAAGAACUUGGGGCGAUCGGGGCUGAAGGUGUCCCAGCUCUCCUACGGAGCGUGGGUGACCUUCGGCAACCAGCUCGACGUCAAGGAGGCUAAAUCCAUCCUCCAGUGCUGCCGCGACCACGGCGUCAACUUCUUCGACAACGCCGAGGUCUACGCCAAUGGCCGCGCCGAGGAGAUCAUGGGCCAGGCCAUCAAGGAGCUCGGCUGGAAGCGCUCCGACAUCGUCAUCUCCACCAAGAUCUUCUGGGGCGGCCCCGGCCCCAACGACAAGGGCCUCUCCCGCAAGCACAUCAUCGAAGGCACCAAGGCUUGUUUGAAGCGAUUGGACAUGGAUUACGUCGAUCUCAUCUACUGCCACCGCCCCGACAUCUCCACUCCCAUCGAGGAGACCGUCAGGGCUAUGAAUUACGUGAUUGAUAAGGGCUGGGCGUAUUAUUGGGGGACGAGUGAGUGGUCGGCACAGCAGAUCACGGAGGCGUGGGGAGUUGCUCAAAGGCUCGAUCUCGUUGGCCCCAUUGUCGAGCAGCCCGAGUAUAAUCUCUUCUCCAGGCAUAAGGUUGAGACUGAGUUUCUUCCGCUGUACACUAACUAUGGUAUUGGCCUCACAACAUGGAGUCCACUCGCGUCUGGAGUUUUGACCGGCAAGUAUAAAUCGGGAAGUAUCCCUCCAGACAGUAGGUUUGCUUUGGAAAACUAUAAGAAUCUUGCUAGCAGAUCCUUGGUAGAUGAUGUGCUAAAGAAAGUAGAUGGCUUAAGACCAAUUGCAGAUGAGCUCGGUGUGCCAUUAUCACAGCUUGCAAUUGCUUGGUGUGCUUCGAAUCCCAAUGUUUCUUCGGUUAUCACAGGUGCCACCAAGGAGUCCCAGAUUCAAGAGAACAUGAAGGCUAUCAAUGUCAUUCCUUUGCUUACGCCUGCAAUAAUGGAGAAGAUCGAGGCUGUCGUUCAAAGCAAACCUAAGCGCCCCGACUCAUACAGAUAGAUAUGAUGCUUCCCGCAUCUAUCUCGUGUGUGUUUCUGCGUUGCAGCACCUGGUGUGCCUUUUGUGUUAUUUGCCUGUUGUUCCAUAUAGACUUGUGUUCGAUAUUCUUGAGACUAUGAUUAUUGUAUAUGUACUGAGAUUAUUGUCAUGAGUUUUCCUGCUCAUCACAUUCUGAAACAUGGCAAAUUCAUCAAAUUAUCUGUUACUUAUGCAUACAUUGUAACUAUACAGAUAUUUUCACUUCUUUGUACUAUUCAUUUUCAGUUGGUUUCGCA
Messenger RNA from Salvia hispanica, 1388 nucleotides. It is a transcript of the gene KAB1, whose product is annotated as potassium channel beta subunit 1. The record is from RefSeq and is a predicted model, not a curated record. NCBI's taxonomy places the organism in Eukaryota, Viridiplantae, Streptophyta, Magnoliopsida, Lamiales, Lamiaceae.